Aspergillus alliaceus is the source of this 1142-nucleotide messenger RNA. RefSeq names its product thymidylate synthase. The transcript has a single exon. Gene Ontology annotation, biological process: dTMP biosynthetic process. Gene Ontology annotation, molecular function: thymidylate synthase activity. Gene Ontology annotation, cellular component: mitochondrion; cytosol. The record is from RefSeq and is a predicted model, not a curated record. Lineage: Eukaryota; Fungi; Ascomycota; Eurotiomycetes; Eurotiales; Aspergillaceae. The coding region runs from base 72 to 1064 and encodes 330 amino acids.
ACUACUACUACUACUACUACUACUACUACUACUACUACUAGUACAAAUUCCACGAAGAUACUAGCACAAAUAUGUCCCCCUCCGCAGAAACACCGUCAACCAGCACAGGAGCCAAUGGUACACCGCACAACCCCAAUCAUGAGGAACAUCAAUACCUCAACUUAAUCCGCACAAUCCUCGCCUCAGGCGAAGACCGGCCCGAUCGCACCGGCACAGGGACACGCUCUAUCUUCGCGCCGCCUCAGCUCCGCUUCUCGCUCUCCAAACCGGGCGUCAAUCCCACCGACGACCCCAUCCCCGUCCUCCCCCUCCUGACCACCAAGCGCGUCUUCCUCCGCGCCGUCGUCGCUGAGCUCCUCUGGUUCAUCUCCGGCUGCACGUCAUCCCUCCCGCUCUCGGAGCAGGGCAUCAAGAUCUGGGACGGCAAUGGCAGCCGCGAGUUCCUCGACAAGGUGGGACUCGACCAGCGCGAGGUGGGCGACCUGGGCCCCGUAUACGGGUUCCAAUGGCGACACUUCGGGGCGGAGUACGUCGACGCGGCAACCGACUACACGGGUCAGGGCGUCGACCAGCUGGCCGAGGUUGUGCACAAGCUGAAGCAUAACCCGUUCGAUCGCCGCAUCAUCAUGAGCGCCUGGAACCCCGCCGAUCUCAAGAAGAUGGCCCUCCCGCCCUGCCACAUGUUCGCCCAGUUUUACGUCUCCUACCCCAACGGCCGGGACCAGAAGGGCUUCCUCCACUGCCAGCUCUAUCAGCGCUCCUGUGACGUGGCCCUGGGCGUGCCCUUCAACAUCGCUUCCUACGCGCUCCUGACCCACAUGCUGGCCCAUGCCGUGGACCUGCACCCAGGGACCUUUGUGCAUGCCAUGGGCGAUACCCAUGUGUAUCUGGACCAUGUGGAACCUUUGCAGGAGCAGCUGGUGCGGGAGCCAACUGAGUUCCCGGAGUUGAAGAUCCGUCGCGAUGAUAAAGGCAGUGGUGUGGUUGAUGGGUGGAAGCCGGAGGAUUUUGAUGUCGUUGGAUACAACCCGCAUAAGGCUAUUAAGAUGAAGAUGAGCGUUUAAAAGAAUUUGCUUUUCUUUCCUUUUUUUUUGAUGUGCGUGCUUUUCCUAAAACUUGUGCGUUAUAUACCUUUGUUCACU